CAGGCUUUCCCCAUGCUGGUUGGGGACAUGGACAACAGCGGCAGCCUCAACGCCCAGGUCCUGCACCUCCUGGCCGAGCGCCUGCGCGCCAAAGCCGUCUUCCAGACGCACCAGGCCAAGUUCGUGACGUGGCAGUUCGACGGCGAGUACCGGGGCGACGACUGCACCGCCACCCUCACGCUGGGCAACCCCGACCUCCUCGGCGAGUCCGUGAUCCUGGUGGCGCAUUUCCUGCAGAGCGUCACCUCCCGCCUGGUGCUGGGCGGCGAGAUGGUUUACCACCGGCGGCCGGGCGAGGAAGGCGCCAUCCUCACGCUGGCGGGCAAAUACACGGCCCCGAACUGGGUGGCCACGCUCAACGUGGGCUACGGCGGCGCCCACGCCAGCUACUACCACAGAGCCAACGAGCAGGUGCAGGUCGGGGUGGAGCUGGAGGCCAACACGCGGCUGCAGGACACCACCUUCGCCUUCGGCUACCAGCUCAACCUGCCGCAGGCCAACGUCGUCUUCAGAGGGCUCCUGGACAGCAACUGGAGCGUCGGGGGGGUGCUGGAGAAGAAGCUGCCCCCGCUGCCCGUCACCCUGGCUCUGGGCGCCUUCCUCAACCACUGGAAGAACCGCUUCCACUGCGGCUUCAGCGUCAUCGUGGGCUGAGGGGCGCCGCCUGUCCCCCCCUCCCGUCCUGCUCAGGGAGCCACCGUGCCACCGGCCGUCGCCCGACCCCCGGGGU
Molecule: messenger RNA, 730 nt
Organism: Oxyura jamaicensis (ruddy duck)
Lineage: Eukaryota; Metazoa; Chordata; Aves; Anseriformes; Anatidae
Product: mitochondrial import receptor subunit TOM40B
Exons: 6
Coding region: 13-654 (213 amino acids)
Biological process (GO): protein import into mitochondrial matrix
Cellular component (GO): mitochondrial outer membrane; mitochondrial outer membrane translocase complex
Molecular function (GO): transmembrane protein transporter activity
Source: RefSeq, a predicted model, not a curated record